GCCAUAUUGGAAGAUAGUACAAGGCGCUAUUAACCUACAAGGAGUCAAUUUCAUUAAAUACAUGUUGUGGUCAAGAAAGCCUUUCAUCAACAAAGCUUCCUCAGGGCUAACGAAUCAAUGGAUAUUUUAUUGUCGUAAAAGGGCUGAAAUGUCUGUGCAAUUUUCGCGGUCACAGUUUGAAAUUCAUUUCGUAGAUUUCGUAGUCUCGAGAUCAUUCUGCUCGUAUUGAUCAUGAGCAGAAUCGCUAUAACACGGGGUCUUGUACCGCUGCGAUCCUUAACCCAGCCUGUGCGAAUACAGCCCGUUCGAUCUGCAUUCUCACCUCUGAGAUCCAAACUACUCUGGGCCAACCACAAAACCACUAAAUCCCUAAAAGAAAAGGUCUCAAAGGAAGGCCAUGUUCUCACAAGAGACGAAUUUCAACUGAUUCACCUCUCUGAAAAAGACAUGAUCAAACUCAUUCCCUUUGCUGCUAUUUUCCUCAUUCUAGCCGAGUCGAUACCCUUGGUUGUUAUGUUCGCUCCGGGCCUUGUCCCAAGCACAUGUGUGACACCCAGUCAAAUGAAAAAACAAAGGGAAAAGAUGUACAACAAGAGAUUAGAAAUGUCUAAAAAUGUCGUAGAGUCAACGUCACGAGUUGAAGGAAUAUCCGUAUCUGAUUUUUUGAGCCAUGCCAAUGUUUGUCGAUUGGCUAAGCGAUAUGAGAUGGACUUUAACUUGGCCAAUAUCGACCGUAAGCAUCUAUCCUCCUACUGCCGCUUCAUGGGUUUGCCAAGCUAUGGUACGCACGGAAUGCUCCGCAAGCGACUAGAUAAAUAUUUGGAUUACAUUGUUCGCGACGAUAAGUACAUUGCGGAAGAAGGUGUGGAUCAGUUGGAUAUGGCUGAAUUAGAACAGGCUGCUGAAGAACGUGGAAUGCGUUCCGUUGACGUUCCUCCUGAACAGUUGCGCAAGUCGAUUCAGUACUGGAUCAGUCUCAGUUUGAAGGAAGAUCCAAUCAUCCCCCGAGGACUGUUGGUGUUCAGCCGUCUGUUCCUUCUGAAUGCUACCUAUGACAAAAAAUAGAUAUAAACCCCCAUAGAUAUCGGUACACCACAUACGUAAACAAAUGAAAAUAGAGAAUUUAUCUUCUUCUCAAGGAAGAACUACAACCUAUAUAACAUUACACCAUCUACUCCGUCUACUAUAUUGUUUCUAUUAGUGAUUUUAAGUCCAGACAUAGCUUAUUGUUGCAA
This is a messenger RNA of Umbelopsis ramanniana AG, 1235 nucleotides long. RefSeq lists its product as uncharacterized. Gene Ontology annotation, molecular function: ribosome binding. Gene Ontology annotation, cellular component: mitochondrial inner membrane. The record is from RefSeq and is a predicted model, not a curated record. NCBI's taxonomy places the organism in Eukaryota, Fungi, Mucoromycota, Umbelopsidomycetes, Umbelopsidales, Umbelopsidaceae. The transcript has 10 exons. Bases 232 to 1065 code for a protein of 277 amino acids. Gene Ontology annotation, biological process: intracellular monoatomic cation homeostasis.